Meira miltonrushii is the source of this 3285-nucleotide messenger RNA. Its product is annotated as kinesin-domain-containing protein. Bases 134 to 3202 code for a protein of 1022 amino acids. Gene Ontology annotation, biological process: microtubule-based movement. The transcript has a single exon. Lineage: Eukaryota; Fungi; Basidiomycota; Exobasidiomycetes; Exobasidiales; Brachybasidiaceae. Gene Ontology annotation, molecular function: microtubule binding; microtubule motor activity; ATP binding. The record is from RefSeq and is a predicted model, not a curated record.
CUACAAGUGAACCACCAUCAACAUUAAUCAAGCAGUCAAGGGCAACUCAACUCAAAAACACAGCUCCUAACCAUCACACCCACCUCCAAGUCUUUUCCGCUUUUGUAACAUCACUCAAGUCAUACUGGCCAACAUGGCUGAAUCCUCAAUAAGCGUCGCUGUUCGAGUUCGACCUUUUAGUGGAAAAGAAAAAGCACAAUUAGCACCAACAGAUACAUACCAACCAUUCCUGGGAGAUGGAGGACUAAGUGGUGGAUCACCAUCAAAAAGCGCAGGAAACACCUCAAUCACAAACGGAAAUGGUACAGGGCCUAGUCUACGAACAAAGUAUCUCCGAAACAUCGUCCAGGCUGUUGACGAUAAAGUUUUGAUCUUUGAUGCACCUGAAAACAAUCCUCUCUAUAAAAACUCACAUGCCGGGUCGGGAACACAGAAUACUUUUGCACAUGGCAUGCGAAAGCCAAGAGAUAUACGUUACGCAUUCGACCGUGUUUUCGAUAGCUCAUGCGGUCAAGAAAAAGUAUUUGAAAACACAACAAAACCCUUAUUGGAUGGAAUUCUGAACGGUUUCAAUGCAAGUGUAUUCGCAUACGGUGCUACAGGCUGUGGUAAAACGCAUACAAUCAGUGGAACACCGGAAGAUCCAGGUGUGAUCUUUUUGACAAUGCGGGAGCUAUACCAACGCAUCGAAGAGAAUCGAGAGGAAUCUGACGUUCAAAUCCGUCUAUCUUAUUUGGAAAUUUACAACGAACAAAUUCGUGACCUUUUGAGUCCUACGCCAACGCCGCCUGGACAAGGUCUAAUGUUACGUGAAGAUGCAACGAAUAGGAUCAGCGUUGUUGGCAUUACUGAACAUGUUCCUGAAUCACCUGAACGUGUGCUCGAUAUGAUUCAAGAAGGCAAUCAACGCCGUACAAUGAGCCCAACAGAAGCGAAUGCAGUCAGUUCAAGAAGUCAUGCCGUUUUGCAAAUCAACGUUACCCAAAGACCACGUACAGCAGAUACCGUGAUGGAAUUCACGAGUGCAUCUUUGAACAUUAUCGAUUUGGCUGGUUCAGAGCGUGCGGCUGCAACACGCAAUAACGGUGCUCGAAUGAAAGAAGGUGCUAACAUUAACAAGAGUUUAUUGGCUUUGGGUAAUUGCAUUAAUGCUCUGUGUCAAUCAGGCGGUCAGAAAGGACGUCAUAUUCCUUAUCGUAAUAGUAAGCUGACACGGUUGCUCAAAUUUUCAUUGGGAGGCAAUUGCAAAACGGUAAUGAUCGUUUGCGUCAGUCCCUCAAGUGCACAUUACGAUGAGACAUACAAUACACUCAAAUAUGCGAAUCAAGCAAAGAAUAUUCGUACAAAGGUUUCACGCAAUAUGCUCAACGUUGACCGUCAUGUCGCACAAUAUGUGCAAGCCAUUCACGAGCUCAAGGAAGAAGUUGCUCAACUUAAAGCAAAGCUUGCCGAUCGAGCUACCGUCGAAUCGGCUGGUGAGAAGCGUCGAAGAGUCGAAAUGGCUGAAGAGGUGGAAGAAGUCAGGAAGAAGAUGCGUACAAGUACUGAAUCUGUCAAAGCAGUAGUAUCACAAAAAGCCGUCCAUGAAGCUAUGUUGAUGGCUGCCAACGUACGUAUUGUGCCUCUGAGACAACGUCUGCAACAAUUGGAAGAAGAGAAUCCGGCAACAGGUACAGAUUCAGCAGACGUAGAAAGCGAGAAGCAAGUCUUACGCAAGAUGAUUGCUCGUCAAGAAGCAAUCUUAGCUGAUCGAACCAUGCAAUCGGACGUGCAAAAUCUUGCAAACAGCUUACAAAUGCAUCGUGGUGCCCUACUGGUGGCUUCCAAUAACGUCAAAUUCGAUGAACAUGCUACUGCUUCUGUUCGUAUCGUCGGUGAAAGUAUGAUGACUGAAUUGGAAGCACAUAAGAGCAACAUUAUGGCAGAUACGAUGUCCAAACAGUUGGGUGCAGGAAUGGGUAUCUUGGCCGACUUUGUUUAUUUAGGAGCACGCUGCACGGUGGCACUUAAAGAGACGGCGAAUGAACUUGAGAAAGUGAGUGAACCGAAAGGAGAUUCUUCAAGCCAGUUGAUCGAACAAUUACGUGCAACAUCUCAAAUCAACGAUGAAACAUUCACACGUCAUAUUGGUAUUCAUACUGCAGCUGCUGCCCAAUCUCCAACAGCAUUGCGUCGUUCGACAAAUUUAAGAAGAACCAGAAGUUCGAUUGCUGGCCAUGCAAGUGGACCGAUCACUGCCAAUAUUACGGGACCUGCUGCAAGAUUGAUCGCUCAAAAGCGUGCUUCGAUGGUACCUCCAUCAAGUGCAGCCAGCGCAAUGGCUUUAUCUGGCAACAAUGCAACGGGACCAUUGAACAACAAAACUGCCCGUCGACCAUCGGUACGUCGUGUUAGCGCGGUCGGAAUGAGAAGAACAAGUCAACCUUCUGGAAGAAGGGUGAGUCAAAAUUCAGUCGAAACGGCCAAAUUGUCUGCCUCUGUCUCAGCAGCAGGUCCACCAGUCUCGGUUGCAGAGCAACCCAAGAAAACGUUCCGUUGGGCUGAUGAAGCUGGCAUUGGCUCAAUUGACGAUAAGAAAAAUGACAAUGAACGACUUGCUCAGGGACCCAGUCGUGCCAUUCGCACAUCAUUAUCGACAGCCACCAAUGGUCAUUCUCAACCUGCUGCUGCUCUAAAUGCGCCUGGUCUAGCAUCAAUCAGAAGGGAAAUGACAAAUGAAGCAUCACCAAACAAAGACUUGGCAAGCUCAAGUGCCGAAUGGGAAGAUAUGAGCAAGGAUGCCUUUGAAGUUGCGCCUGUUCGUAAGCCUUUGGGAUCUUCUAAGCUGGCGAAUGAAAGUGUUGCAUCGAAAGCGUCGUCUACAAACCCAAAGAAGCGAGAUGGGAUGUUCGACCGUAGCUUCCUACGUAAAAAAGAAAGCGGACAAGAGGAUGCAAAUGUUGCAGGAAAUUCGUCUUGCUCGGACGCUAUGGAUACAGAUGAAAGUACGGACGAUCUUUUGAAAAUGAUUGGAAAGAUUGAUCGAAAUGGUGGUGAAAUUGCGGCUGCAGUUACUUCAUCAGCUCCUCUCAGUAAUUCUGUCAGAAGCAGUCCUUAUCGUCGCAGAGAGAGUAGUACAAGCAGCAGUAAUGUCACACCUGGUUCAGGGAUCGGACCCAUCCGUACCCGACCUUCACGAAGCAGUGCUGCCCAUGAAGCAUGAUGCUAAGGGCUACAGUAGCCGAUUUUACGAUUCUUAUUGAACUAUAUUUGUAUAUUUUUAUGAUCGUCUGCACGAUUUCCCAG